Messenger RNA from Equus quagga, 2145 nucleotides. RefSeq names its product transmembrane protein 273 (gene TMEM273). The record is from RefSeq and is a predicted model, not a curated record. The coding region runs from base 357 to 752 and encodes 131 amino acids. The transcript is spliced from 7 exons. Lineage: Eukaryota; Metazoa; Chordata; Mammalia; Perissodactyla; Equidae.
UCUCUCAUUGUCUUUCCCAUAGAGAUAAUUUUUCUAGAACCUCAACUCACCUGGCUGAGUAGAGCUGGAACCCCCUGAAUUUGCAGUGGGCCUGUAGUCCAGCUCUCUGCUCUGGUCCUCUCCUCCACCUGCUUUAGAGUUUUUCUUCUCCUGCACCGCAGCCUGGCCUCCCCAGACGUCCUUCUAUUAUACCUCAGGACAGCCAGAGCCUGUUGGCUAAUGCCAGAGGGCUGAUCGAGUUCAGGGAUCCGGUUCUGUUGCAUUGGGCCACGCAAGUUAUUCCGACACCUAAGACGUGAAUCUGUGUGCUCUAUGGCUGGUGCUGAGGUGCUGGGAGAAUCAGAAGCUUCUUCAGCAUGACCUGCGUGACCAGCAUGACUGCGAUGGCUCUGGAGGAGGGACAGCACCCUGCAGAAUAUCAGAGCUACAGGGCUCAUUGUCUUCUGCCUAGCAGAGCAGGUCAUCUCCCAACCACAGAUGCUGGAGGAGCUCAAGUGCUGGCCACGGGCAAGUCCGCUGGGGCCGAAACUGAUAUCAAAUACGCCCUCAUCGGGACGGCUCUGGGCGUCGCCAUAUCGGCCGGCUUCCUGGUGCUGAAGAUCUGCCUGAUCAAGAAGCACUUGUGGGAUAAUGAAUCCACAGACCAGAGGAGCACGAACCCGGACCCCAAUGACACCACCGUGCGAAAGAAGAGAGGCCCAAGGUCGAACCUCCAUUUUUCUGAAAGAGAUGCACAAGUGAUUGAGCUGUAAGUGAGCGGCUUCUUCAGGAGGGGUUGGCAGUCUGGACAACUGUCCACAUUUGCAGCCUUGGGGACAUCUUGAAUUUGAGUGUCCAAAGCUGGUGAUAGACCUUCAUAUGGAACUCAGUGUCCAGGGCAAGUAACAGAAUGAACAGAAGCUACGGUACCUCUGUCCUGAAGGAAACUAUUGCUUCUCUCUUCAAGAAGCUGAGUGUAUAGAGGAAGGCAUGAGGACUUGAUCCAGCAGUAAGAAAGGAUGGAAGCCAGUAAAUCCUCACUGCCUAUCCCGGUCCCCCAUGUUGGAGCUGUUCAUGCUUCUGCGAUGGCAUUGUGUCCAUGUCAAUGGAACCUACACACAGCCAAUGGCUCAUGGAAUGAGAACCAACUCAAGACAUAGCCUCUUUAGCACCACCAUCUUAGCAAUGGUAAGCAGCAUUUUCUAGAGCUGUUGGCCUCGCUUUCUUAGCUGCCAGAAGAAUCCCCCUGUGAACAUUCAGGGCCCUGAAACAUGGACGCCGUGAGACAGUCUCCAUUCCUAUAAAAGAAAGACUGACUUUCCAAAGGAAGGAAUAGCAGGCUGGGCUGGAGUGAGAGGAAAGGUCUGACAGCCAUGGAAUGAGCCUACAGCUCUUCGAUUGAUGGAGUCCACAAAGGAUUAAAUGAGACAGCAGACGCCAUGCCUUGUAGAGAGCUAUACAAAUGUAAGUGACUCUUGUUAUGAUUAAAGAAUGAUUUUGUGGUUAUUAUUACAACGUGCAUGCCUUAUCAUGGAGGACACUACUGGCGGAAGCUUAGGAAACCCACGUCUUUUUAUUAUUGCCAUAAACCUAAGGUUCUGUGGCAUCAGGCCCAUUAACAUCUCUCUCUCCUGUAAUAUUAACCCUGGAUUUCUGGCGCUGCAUCACAGACUGCUCUGUGCAUUUCCAUUCAACGGAAAUCUGGGUGGUUGUAUGGACUGCUUCUCCUCAGAUUAGGUUAUUCUGCUUGUGUGUGAUGAAAGAUGAGCUAUAUUUCAAAAUAAAGUGCUGUGUUAUAAUAAUUUGCCUGGAUUCCCAGGACGUCUUUUAUCUGACUUGAUAACAACGUAGUUCAUUAGCAGCCUUUGCUAACUGAUAACCUAAAGCAGUAACACAAUACUCAUAAGCGAUUUUCUGUGUGUAAGAUAGAAUAAACCAUCUUGUAAGGUAUCUGUUAAUUGAUUUGCUUCUUUUAGCAGCAUUUUAAUUAAGACAUCUGGGUUGUGAAUGGCAGAGACACUUGUGAACUGAAGGUGAAUACUUCCGGAAUCUCAGUCAUCAUUUUAUUUCCUAUAGACUCAACGGAACCAUGGGUCCUCUCCCCCAUCCCAUGUCACGACACUUUCUCCCAGCUCCGCUCCUGGGCUCUGGUUUCGUGUGAGCCGC